AUGAACUCUGAGCAGAACACAGCUUCGACUCAAGGCACUUCUUCCCCCAGCUCAGCUGAGGAACUUACUCAGCAGGGAUCUAAAGCCACCAAAGCAACUCGCCACGAUUGGUCUUUCGAAGCAAUCAUGAGAGAUAAGAGGGCAUUCGAGGAGAAGUACUACCUUGAUUCUUCCUCCAGUACGUCGAAACCGAUGGCCGAUGAGUCAAGGAAACCUCGAGUAUCUGUCGAUAAUGACAUGUCGAUUACUGAUCAGACAUCGAGAGGAGAAUGA
Messenger RNA from Kwoniella shivajii, 273 nucleotides. RefSeq lists its product as uncharacterized. The coding region runs from base 1 to 273 and encodes 90 amino acids. The record is from RefSeq and is a predicted model, not a curated record. Lineage: Eukaryota; Fungi; Basidiomycota; Tremellomycetes; Tremellales; Cryptococcaceae. The transcript is spliced from 2 exons.